AUGGGUGACGUUCCAGUUGAAGAGGCACCUUUCCCGCUCACAGACGUUGAUAAGUGGGUCCUCUCACAGACAGAUGAGGAGUUCAAGAAGCAUGGCUGGGAGGAGCUCAAGGAGAUCAUUGCGACAAAUAAGCUCGAGGUUUUGAAGCGAAAGCCGUCAGACCUUCGUCGAUACAUGAAAUGGACGGCCGAGACUAAGGCCGAGUACGGCUCCAUGACCAAGUUCCUUCUCACCAACCGCCUACCCAAACCCUGGGGCGAACCACCUUUUACUCCCAAGUCCAUCGUGCCUUUUGAGGAUCCUUCCGAUUACCGGGUUCUAGUCAACGAUUGGCCGUAUGGACUUGACCCAGGCAUCACCCAUAUCGUGGUUUGGUCGCGCACCAUCAUCCCUACGGACCCUGAGACCGGGGACAUGACAGUAGAGAGCAGGCGCACUGUUCAGGAUUUCAUUGACAGGUACUUUGUCAAAACUCUUGGUGAUGUCGGAGAAGACAGGGUUAUCUGGUUUAAGAAUUGGGUCGCCCUUCAGAGCGUCCGGGCCUUGGAGCACAUCCACGUGCUGGUGCGGGACGUCGACCCGGAAGUCAUCAAGAAGUGGUCCGAGGAGCAAUCCUGGCACAGAUAG
Molecule: messenger RNA, 627 nt
Organism: Colletotrichum abscissum
Lineage: Eukaryota; Fungi; Ascomycota; Sordariomycetes; Glomerellales; Glomerellaceae
Exons: 2
Coding region: 1-627 (208 amino acids)
Biological process (GO): N-acetylglucosamine metabolic process
Cellular component (GO): cytoplasm
Source: RefSeq, a predicted model, not a curated record